CGAAAAUUUUGGGAGGUUUUUCGCGAGGAAGGAAAGGGAAAUCCUUCGAGGAAGGCGAUUGAUUUUGCUCUCAUCAGCGGCGGCGAUUGAAGACGGCUGCGCUAGCUCCUCCGUCGACGGCGGAAACCCCAAUAAUUUCAGCAGUGUGAUUUCCCACUUCUCAUCGCAAUGUUGUGGGCAAGUAUAAGGAGGAAAGUUGUAGAUUCGGGAGUAAACGCUUCCAUCGGCCGCGGCUUUACUGAUUUUGGUACUUAUGCUAGAGGGAGUCCAGUCUGUUCAUGGCCAUCAAGCAGAGACUCGUCGGGUUAUGGACGGAGUCGGUUGUUUUCUUCGGCAGCAGAAGCAUCAUCAACUAGAAGUGAAACCCAGGUACCUGUGGCGAGGGCAAUGUGGAAGGGUCCGUUCGUGGAUGCUUUCCUAUUGAAAUUGAAGAACAAGGGAGCGCCACUCAACAACAGGAAGAUCUGGUCUAGGAGGUCGGUCAUAUUGCCGGAGUUUUUGAACUCCACCGUCAGGAUAUACAAUGGGAAGUCGUUCGUUCGUUGCAAGAUCACCGAGGCCAAGGUGGGCCACAAGUUUGGGGAGUUUGCUCUGACGCGAAGGAGGAAGUUCAGAGGAAGCGAUGGCAAAGGGGGUAAGACUAAGACCCUUAAGAAGGGUGGCAAGAAGUAGUAGUCAUAAUGGGAUACUCAUCUUUUGCUCGUCUGCUACUACAACCUUGGGAAUUUGAAGAUGG
Messenger RNA from Linum tenue, 736 nucleotides. Lineage: Eukaryota; Viridiplantae; Streptophyta; Magnoliopsida; Malpighiales; Linaceae. The record is from the annotation of a GenBank genome assembly.